Molecule: messenger RNA, 2760 nt
Organism: Struthio camelus australis
Lineage: Eukaryota; Metazoa; Chordata; Aves; Struthioniformes; Struthionidae
Gene: LIMK2
Product: LIM domain kinase 2
Biological process (GO): protein phosphorylation; actin cytoskeleton organization
Cellular component (GO): nucleus; cytoplasm
Molecular function (GO): ATP binding; protein binding; protein serine/threonine kinase activity
Source: RefSeq, a predicted model, not a curated record
UGAGUGCAGGAGAAGAUGGUUAUAGCCAUGGGAGCCAGGAAAAAUCUGAGAAGGAAUGAGCAGCCGAGAGACCUGGCAUUCCUUGGGCAGCUUCAAAGAACAAUGAGGCAUCUGAAUCAGCGCAAGAUGAAAUGAGCACUUGCUGCUGCCAUGUUGGCAGAACAGAGCUGUUCAGAGGCUGUUGGACAGGUUUGUGGCUAAGCCGGUUUAUCCAGUGUUGAAGAUGGGAAGUUACUUGUCUGCCCCAACUUACUUCGCUCCCAAGGAUCCCUUUCGGUGCUCUGAAUGUCAGGAUCCCCUCACUAACUGGUACUAUGAGAAAGACGGGAAGCUUUACUGUCACAAAGACUACUGGGGGAAGUUUGGAGAAUCUUGCCAUGGCUGCUCUCUGCUGAUGACUGGACCUGUGAUGGUGGCAGGCGAAUACAAGUAUCAUCCCGAGUGCUUUGCUUGUAUGAGCUGCAAAGUGAUCAUUGAAGAUGGGGACACUUAUGCACUCGUGCAGCAUUCCAGUCUCUACUGUGGAAAAUGCCAUAACCAGAUUGUGCUGACACCAAUGAUAGAAAAACACUCCACUGAGUCUCUGCGUGAGCAGCUGCCCUAUACACUGACCCUCAUCUCCAUGCCGGCAGCCACUGAUGGCAAGAGAGGAUUCUCCGUGACUGUUGAAGGUGGCUGCUCCAGCUAUGCCACUGGAGUCCAGGUGAAAGAAGUUAACAGGAUGCACAUCAGCCCAGAUGUCCGAAAUGCCAUCCACCCUGCGGAUCGUAUUCUGGAGAUUAAUGGAGCUCCUAUUCGUACAUUACAGGUGGAGGAGGUGGAGGACUUGAUUCGCAAGACUAGCCAAACGCUUCAGCUGCUGAUAGAGCAUGACCCUGUCUCACAGCGCUUAGACAGACUCCGUUUGGACUCCCGGCUUCCCACCCACAUAAAGCCUCCCAUCUCCCCCUGCUCCAUCUCUCCACUGGAAAUCAAGGAGAACUUGGAAGGAACGCUCCGCCGACGCUCCCUCAGGCGAAGUAACAGCAUUUCUAAGUCUCCUGGCCCCAGUUCUCCAAAGGAACCACUCCUUCUGAGCCGUGACAUCAGUCGCUCUGAAUCCCUACGUUCUUCUUCUAGCUGCUCUCAGCAGAUCUUCCGGCCCUGCGACCUGAUUCAUGGCGAAGUACUAGGAAAAGGAUUUUUUGGGCAAGCAAUCAAGGUGACUCACAAAGCAACAGGAAAGGUGAUGGUGAUGAAGGAGCUGAUUCGCUGUGAUGAGGAGACACAGAAGACUUUCUUGACAGAGGUGAAAGUAAUGCGCAGCCUGGAUCACCCCAAUGUGCUGAAGUUCAUCGGAGUACUGUACAAGGACAAGAAGCUGAAUCUCCUCACCGAGUACAUUGAGGGGGGCACUCUGAAGGACUUCCUCCGCAAUGCGGACCCAUUUCCCUGGCAGCAGAAGGUCAGCUUUGCCAAAGGAAUUGCCUCUGGAAUGGCCUACUUGCACUCCAUGUGCAUCAUUCACAGAGACCUGAAUUCACACAAUUGCCUAAUCAAGUUGGAUAAGACGGUGGUGGUGGCUGACUUCGGUCUAUCUCGGCUGAUUGUGGAGGAGAGGAAAAAGCCCACUUUGGAGAAGCCUUCUGCCAAGAAGCGAACCCUGCGCAAGAGUGACAGGAAAAAGCGCUACACAGUGGUUGGGAACCCGUACUGGAUGGCUCCAGAGAUGUUAAAUGGACAGAGCUAUGAUGAGACUGUGGAUAUCUUCUCAUUUGGGAUUGUUCUCUGUGAAAUCAUAGGCCAGGUGUAUGCUGAUCCAGACUGCCUCCCACGCACACUGGAUUUUGGCCUUAAUGUCAAGCUGUUCUGGGAGAAGUUUGUUCCUGCUGCCUGUCCUCCAGCCUUCUUCCCUCUGGCUGCCAUUUGCUGCAGACUGGAACCGGAGAGCAGGCCCACUUUUUCCAAGCUGGAAGAUUGCUUUGAAGCUCUCUCUCUCUUCCUGGGAGAACUGGCCAUUCCCCUCCCAUCUGAGCUGGAGGAGCUGGACCACAACGUGAGCGUGCAGUAUGGACUGAGCCGUGACAAGUUACCUGAAAACACAACCUAGUUAGUCCGUCCUGCUGCUUGCACCACUUCCACGGGAGCUGAGAUGAGUGACAGGGAGGGAGGUGCACUUCAGCCACUUCCAGGGCAUUAAUGGGGCACCAUGCUGUGCGUUUGCUGCAUUGCCUCUCCCCCCCAUCCAACACACUUGCCCCUCCUCUUGGACCUCCUGAUUCACUGUGGAUUUGUGGCCUGUUUCAGAAGAGAAAAGGGCUGUUUCCUGCCAACUGCACCUAGGAAAGCUGCUCAACACUAUUUUUCUGGCUUGAGAAAUGUGAUUCUCUGGCCCUUUCAGGCUUCUUUACUGUGGUGCCUUAGAACUUGGCUGCAAGCUGUGAAGCCAUCCUGGCCUGUCUGCCAGGGAGGGAAUUGCUUUAGGAGACUCCUGGUAAAGACCAACACUUCUGGAACUGCUUCUCCCAGAUUGACUACACUGCUCAGAAAGCUGGGAAAUCAGGCACCCGGCAAAAGGCCCCACCAGGACAGUGUGACUGUGUGUGUGUGUGUGUGUGUGUGUGUGUGUGUGUGUGUGUUUGUGUGUUUGUUUUCCAGAACUGCCUAUUGAGAUUAUGGCCUCUAGCGUGUGUGUCAGGGAGGGAGCGAAAGGUCCCAGGAACUGGGUAGCUCUCCUGAAACAUCUUGUCUGUGGGGAAGUGUGUAUGAAUUUUCUUGUUG